AUGGGACGUACACAUAAUACCGGCUCACUGCUGCUUUUGUUUUAUUCCACCAAUUCGCUUCUGCAUUUCGUCGUAAAUGCGAAUCGAGAGUCGCAAGACGAUUCUUUCCUCGUUACAACCACGAACGGCCAGGUGAAGGGAUUUCGUUCGGCGUCAUCUUGCGGCAGAUCCGUACAAGUAUUCUACGGUAUCCCUUACGCCGAGCCGCCCAAUGGCUCGUACCGCUUCCGCCUACCCCGACCGAAACAAAACUGGACCGGUAUCUUCGACGCCACCGUGAUGCCGAACUCUUGCGUGCAGAUUCUCGACGAGACCUUCGGUAACUUCUCCGGGAGCACAAUGUGGAACGCCAACACUCCGAUGAGCGAAGACUGCCUCGCGCUGAACGUCUGGACGCCCGAUCCACGGCCGACCAAGGCGGCGGUGAUGGUGUGGAUCUACGGCGGAGGAUUCUACAGCGGCACCUCGACUCUGGACGUGUACGACGCGCGAACACUCGCGGCUGAAGAAGAGGUCGUCGUCGUCUCCAUGAACUACCGCGUCGCGUCCUUGGGGUUUCUGUAUCUAGGGGACGAACGAGCACCCGGAAACAUGGGACUCUUGGACCAGAGCAUGGCCUUGGAAUGGAUUCAGCGCAACAUUGAACACUUCGGAGGGGAUCCCGGCAGGGUGACGCUGUUCGGGGAGAGUGCCGGAGCCGUGAGCGUGAGUUGGCACCUAUUAUCGGCUACCUCCAGAAGCAUGUUUAGCAACGCCAUCAUGCAGAGCGGAGCACCGAUGGCUCCCUGGGCCUUCAAGAAAGCGGACACGUUACUCGAGACGGCCAAAAACCUGGCAAAAUCUCUUAAGUGCCCGGGUGACAUUGAAAACAACACGACAAUGAUUUGGCUGUGUUUGAUGAACGAGACAGCGGAGAACAUUGUGAGCAACGAGUGGAACUUCGUCAACAACUUUUUGGAGUUUCCGUUCACCCCGGUUGUGGAAGAGGGCAGCGUAAAAGACGUCGUAGAACAAUAUUUCAGAAACGAGACGCUCGAGAAAAAACCCGUUCUGCUCGGUUCGAAUCGAGAAGAGGCCAGUUUUUUUCUCAUCUAUUACCUGCCGUGGCUGAAUGAAACUAAGCCCACAAAAGGAGAUAAUUUUACGGAAACACUGAGGAUGCUUCUUCCAGGCGUGGACAAUUCAACGUUACAAGCCGUCGAGGCCCUCUACAUCGAAGGAGACUCGUCGGAUUACAGAUACGCUUUGGACAAAAUUAUGGGCGACUACCACUUCACGUGUCCGGUGGUUGAUUGGGCCAACCGAUCCGCCGACAUCGACAUCCCGGUGUUCCAGUACUACUUCAAGCACCGCUCGACCGGAAACCCCUGGCCCGAGUGGACCGGAGUCAUGCACGGUGACGAGAUUGCUUUCGAGUUCGGCGUUCCCCUGAACUCGUCGCUGAGUCUCCCGUACGAAGAGGACGAACGGAGACUGAGCCGCCGGAUGAUGAACUACUGGGCCAAUUUCGCCAAGACCGGGGAUCCCAACGUCGACAAACCCGAAAACACUGAAGGGUCGGACCAGACAUUUGCGUCCCCUAACGGCGACCGGAACGACGGCGGAAAAAACGGAGCAUCAUGGAAGCCCGAGGUAAUCUGGCCCAAGUACACGAAGGAGAAAAAUGAAUAUUUGGCACUGGACAUCAACGAAGCGGUGGGCGAGAGACACAGGCAGAAGUACUGCACCUUUUGGAAAACAUACAGCCCGAACGCCCCUGCUUAUGAUGGCUGUUGA
Molecule: messenger RNA, 1776 nt
Organism: Ixodes scapularis (black-legged tick)
Lineage: Eukaryota; Metazoa; Arthropoda; Arachnida; Ixodida; Ixodidae
Product: acetylcholinesterase-like
Exons: 3
Coding region: 1-1776 (591 amino acids)
Biological process (GO): acetylcholine catabolic process; choline metabolic process
Cellular component (GO): plasma membrane
Molecular function (GO): acetylcholinesterase activity
Source: RefSeq, a predicted model, not a curated record